CUCUAAUCCAUUAAUCGCCAUGGAUCAAAUUAACCUGAGAAUUGAAACUCCCACCCCUCAUGACUUCGAAGCUCCAAUCCACGCUAUCAUCCAUGCAGCCAUCCAACCUACCAACGCCUCCUCUGCCAAAGAUGUAGCUCUCGCCCUCGACAUGGUCUACUUGGAUUAUAUAAAAAAGCCAGGCAUGAGCCCAGCGGGCGUCCUCACCUGUUUCUGGGAGUUAAUAAAUAGUUUCGCUAGCCAGAUACCUUAUGAGAGCCCGGCACAAGAGAAAUUAGUCGCCAUCGUGCAGGAGCUGGCGGGCGUUACCUCGACGGAGACUAUCCUCAACGAGAAACUGUGGAAGGGCCUUCCCUAUUUUACGUCUGAGUUUCCGCAAACCUGGGAGGCGAUGAGUCCCGAUGCAGAUGAUGACGAGAAGAAACAACGGUUCGUCAAUUUCCAGGCUUAUGCGGCUCGGAUCCUUGGGCUGGGUCUCUCGCAACAACUCGAAACGUAUGCCAUCUGGGCCUUAUCAGAUGUAGCAGAGGGAGCCAUGAUUCCUGUGCGGGGCAGUCCCGAUGUUGUUUCGGCAGAUCCGAAGGACGUCGAUCAAUUGCCGUUUAAAGCGGCGGCGGCGGGGAUGUGGAUUCUUUAUGCUGGUCACGCUCUAUACGGACGGGAUGAAGCCAUUUGGGGCACCCAGGGAGGCCCGCUGUGGAUGCUGCCCAAAGUCGAGAGGAAGAAGUUGAGGAGGAAAUUCAGAGGUACCCAGGGAUUGUGCCUGGAUCGGUGGUUACUGUGGAAGCAGCAGUUUAGGGCUAUUCGGGAUUGUGGAUCUGCCGAUGCGGAGACCAGGAGAAUUGCAGGCAAUGUUGUUGAGACGAUGAAUAGGGUUGAGGGUCAUAACUGA
Aspergillus pseudotamarii is the source of this 892-nucleotide messenger RNA. RefSeq names its product DUF3632 domain-containing protein. The transcript has 2 exons. NCBI's taxonomy places the organism in Eukaryota, Fungi, Ascomycota, Eurotiomycetes, Eurotiales, Aspergillaceae. Bases 20 to 892 code for a protein of 290 amino acids. The record is from RefSeq and is a predicted model, not a curated record.